AGGCGGUGGGAUUUGGCUCUUUUGCUUCUGGUUCUCCCCUGUCUGCUUGUCCCUCCUCCGUCCUUCAUCUUGAAGCGGGAAGCGGCUCUUCCUGUUCCCAGCUUCCAACCCGUCCCAGGCAGGCAGGUCUCAGCGUAGAUGCUGUGAUCACCUCAGAAGAAAUUUCUUUGCCCUUUAUAGCCGCUACGGUUCUGGGGUGUCGGAGCCUCAGGGCUCUUUGUUGUUCUCCAGCCCGCAGCCCUCGAGCUGGGUCCUGGCCGGAGCACCGCUCGGCCGCAGAUCGUGGCUCCUAGCCAUUCUGUCGGCCCUGCUCUCCCUAGCCACCUAUCUUUAUUUAUACUAGGCUGUCCACAUUGCCCUACCCCACGGAAUUUACUGAGCUUGAAAAACCUUUGAGAACUAAAACUAAAAGUAAUACAGAAGAGAACUGCCCUCAGUCCACGCACCAGCCAGCUCCGUUAUGGCAACCCGAAGCCCCAGCAUUGUGAUUAGUGAUGAUGAACCAGGUUAUGACCUAGAUUUAUUUUGUAUACCUAAUCAUUACGCUCAGGAUUUGGAAAAGGUGUUUAUUCCUCAUGGAUUAAUUAUGGACAGGACGGAACGGCUUGCACGAGAUGUGAUGAAGGACAUGGGAAGCCAUCACAUCGUAGCCCUCUGUGUGCUCAAGGGGGGAUAUAAAUUCUUUGCUGACCUGCUGGAUUACAUUAAAGCACUGAACCGAAAUAGUGAUAGAUCCAUUCCUAUGACUGUAGACUUUAUUAGACUGAAAAGCUACUGUAAUGACCAGUCAACAAGGGACAUAAAAGUAAUUGGUGGAGAUGAUCUUUCAACUUUAACUGGAAAGAAUGUCUUGAUUGUUGAAGAUAUAAUUGAAACAGGCAAAACAAUGCAAACCUUGCUUUCCUUGGUCCAGCAGUAUAAUCCAAAGAUGGUCAAGGUUGCAAGUUUGCUGGUGAAAAGGACUCCUCAAAGUAUCGGAUACAGACCAGACUUUGUUGGAUUUGAAAUUCCAGACAAGUUUGUUGUAGGAUAUGCCCUUGACUAUAAUGAAUAUUUCAGGGAUUUGAAUCAUGUUUGUGUCAUUAGUGAAAGUGGAAAAGCAAAAUACAAAGCCCAAGAUGAGAGUUCUGGAAGCAUCUAGAGUCCCAUUUAAAUCAAUAGUAAAAUGGUUAAAUGUUCUAGUUCUGUGGCCAGCUGCUUAGAGGGGCUUCUUGCAUGUAUCUUCUAAGAAUUUUAUCUGUUUGGUAUGUUUGUUAGAAAAGUCAUUUGCUGCAUUCCUAAAGUCUUUAUUUGCACUAUGAGCCUCUAGAGUAUCAGUUCCGUUUGGGUGGAUUGUUUAAUUUACGAAUGAAAAAUCUCUUCAACCACACCACUGUUGGAUGAAAAUAUUGAAAUUGUAUUUGUCGGAAACAUUUAAAGAGAAGAUAUAUUCAUUUUUAAUUGGCAUUUUAAUUUUUAUGUAUUCAGGAAAAAAACAGAAGUAAUUGAAUAUUGUUGAUUAUGCCACUGUGUUUAAAGAAGCAGUCAGUUUUUGUAUCAAUGAUAGCAUUUAAGAGGCAUUGUUUUGUUGGAUAAACCAUGUGUCCUUGAAUUAUUUUAGUGUUUCAGUAGUAUUAACUGUAUUUUUCUGCUUGUUCAGAUUAUUUCUGGUGAAUCUUUGUCAACAGUUUAUUUUAAAUACAAAUCAGUAAAUUCCAAAAUACCUAAAACAAUAAAAGUAAUACGAGAGAACAUCAAAGGUCAGUGAAAGAUAAGUUUAAGAUACAUUACAUUGGGGUGCCUGGGUGGCUCAGUUGCUAAAGGGUCUGCCUUCAGCUCAGGUCAUGAUCUCAGG
Molecule: messenger RNA, 1834 nt
Organism: Lontra canadensis (Northern American river otter)
Lineage: Eukaryota; Metazoa; Chordata; Mammalia; Carnivora; Mustelidae
Product: hypoxanthine-guanine phosphoribosyltransferase-like
Exons: 2
Coding region: 461-1141 (226 amino acids)
Biological process (GO): purine ribonucleoside salvage; IMP salvage; GMP salvage
Molecular function (GO): hypoxanthine phosphoribosyltransferase activity; magnesium ion binding
Source: RefSeq, a predicted model, not a curated record